UAAAAUAUCAUUUUGUGUAAUGUUUAGACCCUUAUCCCCAAAAUUAACCCGAAAUCAUUAGCAUCAAGAUUUUGUAUCUCCAUCUCGCACCUUGAGCUGAAUACGAUCGAUAUACCUCCCGUCUCCCUCAAUCAAGUUUGUUAUUAACAAUUAAGAGGGAGGGAGAGAUUGAGAAAGAAGAAACCAUGGAUUUCGAAUCCCACUGAAGUAUUAUUUGCGACAAAUGCUUCUCAUCGAGCUGCUGAAGAACUCGCACAUCGCUUAAUCUAAGCUUACUAGAAGAAAGAUGGGAUUCAUGCAUUAAGAAAGUGGCACAGUUAGGGUUUUGAUUCAAUUGACCUGAAAUUUUGCAAUGGGAGACGACACACCACAGAACGUAAUGAAUCUCGAUCUAAAUUUAGGUCCUGUUGUUCAUCCUUCCCGUGAAAACGAACCAGGUGGUUUAAACUUAGAAGAUUGGUUAGAUGGGCCUGUAAGGGAAGUGAUGAACCAUCGAACCAUAGCUAGACAAAGAUGGAGGUCCAUAUGGAGACCCGUUCUUUUCCCCAUGGAAACCACAGACAUGGCUCUUGAAUUGAUCACCGGAAGUGGCCCAAGUGGUUCAGAAACCGGCGAGGGAAGCGGAAGGCCGCCAGCAAAAGCCUGUGAUAACAACAACAGGUACCCAGAAAACAAUCUUCAAGGAGAGAAAGAAGAAGUUGCAAAAAAUAAUGAACAUGAAGGUGGUUUUUUUGAUUGUAAUAUAUGUCUAGAUAUGGCAAGUGACCCCGUUGUGACAUGUUGUGGGCACUUAUUUUGUUGGCCAUGUCUUUAUCGAUGGCUUCAUAUUCAUGAAAAAGAGUGUCCGAUUUGCAAAGGAGAAAUGAGUAUAAAAUCGGUUACUCCAAUUUACGGGCGGGGCAACCCGACCCGUGUUGUUGUUGAAGAAGAUUCGGGUCUAAAAAUCCCUCAUAGACCACAAGCAAAAAGAGUUGAAAGUUGGAGACAAACUAUUUCAAGAAACGCUUUUACAAUGCCAAUGGAGGAAAUGAUUCGUAGGCUCGGGAGUCGGUUCGAUUUGACCCGUGAUUUGGUUCCGGGUCAACCCGAAAACCCGCGAGAAGUUACAAGUAAUUCAUUAUUGAACCGGUAUUUGAUUUCUAGAGGUUUUAGAAGGGGAGAAAAUCUUGAACCCGAUUUGAGCCCGAGCCCUGAACCGGAGUUGAACCGGUUGGGUCAACCCGAACCGGCCCGGUCAAUGGAGGACCGGGAUUCGGUUUCGAGUAUUGCUGCGGUUAUACAAUCGGAAAGCUUAACGGUUGAUACAGCUGCUGAAAUUGAUUCGAGGGUAGUUUUGUCAACUUCAUCUUCUAGAAGAAGAAGUGAAUCUUCUUCUAGGGUUUCGGAUGUUGAUAGUGGAGAUUCUCGUGCUCCUAGAAGGAGACGUUUGAUUUAACACUAUGUUGUGGAAUGUAUAUAAUCUCAUUAGUUUUGCUUUGUGUAAGUUUUUAUUGUGUUAAAAUAAUUUGUGGAUCUUGUUUUAUAAUUUAUGAGGAAAUUGCUUGUUUCGGUUU
Molecule: messenger RNA, 1553 nt
Organism: Lactuca sativa (garden lettuce)
Lineage: Eukaryota; Viridiplantae; Streptophyta; Magnoliopsida; Asterales; Asteraceae
Product: RING/U-box superfamily protein
Biological process (GO): ubiquitin-dependent protein catabolic process
Cellular component (GO): endoplasmic reticulum
Molecular function (GO): ubiquitin protein ligase activity
Source: RefSeq, a predicted model, not a curated record